Molecule: messenger RNA, 876 nt
Organism: Fomitiporia mediterranea MF3/22
Lineage: Eukaryota; Fungi; Basidiomycota; Agaricomycetes; Hymenochaetales; Hymenochaetaceae
Product: S-adenosyl-L-methionine-dependent methyltransferase
Exons: 4
Coding region: 1-876 (291 amino acids)
Molecular function (GO): methyltransferase activity
Source: RefSeq, a predicted model, not a curated record
AUGCCACAUAAAGACACUAGUGACUGGCAUACUUGGGAGGUACGUUCGCCCGAGGAACGACGAAGAGCGCGAAAUGAAAGCCUGCUUAUGCUCAAAGCGCAGCACGGUUAUCUUGUAGCAACAGUAUAUGAUGGACGUCUGAUAUACGACAAAGGAGUCCAACUCAGUCCCGAGGGUAGAGUGCUUGAUGCAGGAACGGGGACAGGAGCAUGGAUUACAGGCCUAGCGAAAGAAGUUCCCGAAAGUGUCCAGCUUGUCGGUACAGACAUAUCACCUGCACUGUUUCCAAAGUCAUUCCCCAGCAAUGUUUGCUUUGUCGCGAAUUCUACAACCAACCUUCCGGCCUCGUGGAGUUCCACAUUUGACUUUGUCCAUCAACGUGCCAUGGUAGGCGCGUUUACGUCCUCAGACUGGGUUGCGGCUAUGUCAGAACUCUAUCGAGUUCUCAAACCCGGUGGCACGGCGCAAAUCGUGGACUUCACCGAGCCAUUCCCUUCAGGCGAUAACUUGCAGGCGGUCGAGAAAAUGACGACAUUGUUCGCAGAGGUUCUACGAUCCCGAGGAUUUCUAACUAAUUCGGCUGAGCAUAUCCCAGAGCUUAUGCGGAACGUCGGCUUUACUGAUAUUCGAGUGGAGAUCCGAGGUGCACCAAUUGGAAAUAAUUGGGGUGAAAUCGCCCGGAUCGGCACCGACAACUUAUUAAUGGGAUUAAGGUCAGUCGGAAAGCUUGCGAUACCAGAAGGAGGAUUUGCGUUGGUCAAGACAGAGGAAGACGUUGAUGCGCUUUUCGAUUCAGGGCGUAAAGAGCUCGACGAAGGCGAGGGUGUGUCUUACAGUUUUGUUGUCAUCUUGGCGAGGAAACCGUUGCAGGAGUAA